AUGUCUCUUCUGGGGACUAUAAACCCUAAUCUCAACCCCGCCCGAACAGUCGGCGCUCAAGGUGAAGCUGAGGGCGCAGCUCCUGUGACCGGAGGGGAGCCAUUGGCUAUCUUCGAGGAAAACGACAGCGCAAGAACGUCCGAUACCGCUUUGGACAAACUAGACAAAGAUGCAUCCAAAUACGAUGAGCAGAUCGCAGAAGCGGAGGUUACACGCCUGGCACAGCAUCUGACCCGCCAAUCGACGAGAUUCUCUGUCAGCCAGAAUGUGGAGAACCCAUUCUUGGAAACCAAGGAGGAUUCCACUUUGAACCCUCUUGGCCCCAACUUCAAGGCAAAGAACUGGAUGAAGAACCUGUUAGCCCUUACGUCUCGUGAUCCGGAAAGACACCCCAGGCGUGAAGCCGGUAUCUCGUUCCGCAACCUCAGUGUUCACGGUUAUGGAAGUCCGACGGAUUACCAAAAGGAUGUGUUCAACAUGGUCCUUCAAGUUGGUGCCCUGUUCCGUGCAGUCACUGGCACAGGUAAGCAGAAGAUUCAGAUUCUGCGUGACUUUGACGGCCUUGUGAAGAGCGGUGAGAUGUUGGUCGUGCUGGGACGACCUGGAAGCGGAUGCUCGACUUUCUUGAAAACACUCGCUGGUGAGAUGAACGGUAUCUAUAUGGACGAUAAUUCCGAAUUAAACUACCAGGGUAUUCCCGCAAAACAAAUGCGGAGACAGUUCCGUGGUGAAGCUAUCUAUAACGCCGAAACCGAUGUUCACUUUCCUCAGCUGUCUGUUGGUGACACUCUAAAAUUCGCUGCACUUACCCGUUGUCCACGGAAUCGGUUCCCCGGCGUCUCGAGAGAGCAAUACGCCGAGCACAUGCGCGAUGUUGUGAUGGCCAUGCUUGGUCUUACGCAUACCAUUAACACAAGAGUCGGUAAUGACUUUGUCCGUGGCGUCAGUGGUGGUGAGAGAAAGCGUGUCAGUAUUGCAGAGGCGACUCUCAGCGGCAGUCCUCUCCAGUGUUGGGAUAACAGUACCCGUGGUCUGGAUAGUGCAAACGCCUUGGAGUUCUGCAAGACCCUGAAUCUGAUGACAAAAUAUGCUGGUGCCACAGUUGCAGUGGCUAUCUACCAGGCUUCUCAGAGCGCUUACGAUGUCUUCGACAAAGUAACUGUUUUGUAUGAAGGCAGACAGAUCUACUUUGGUCGCACAGAUGAAGCAAAGGAAUUUUUCACUAACAUGGGAUUCGAAUGUCCGGAGCGACAAACGACUGCCGAUUUCCUUACCUCCCUUACCAGUCCAUCUGAACGUAUUGUGAAGAAGGGCUACGAGGGCAAGGUUCCACGGACCCCAGAUGAAUUCGCUGCCGCCUGGAAGAACAGCGAGGCAUAUGCGAAAUUGAUCGGGGAAAUUGAAGAAUACAACCGGGAGUUCCCACUGGGUGGUGAAUCAGUUAAGAAAUUCGUUGAGUCCCGCAGAGCCAUGCAGGCGAAAAACCAGCGCGUGGGGUCUCCGUAUACAGUUUCCAUCUACGAACAGGUCAGACUCUGCAUGAUCCGCGGGUUUCAACGUCUUAAGGGUGAUUCCAGUUUGACCAUGAGUCAAUUGAUUGGAAAUUUCAUUAUGGCCUUGAUUAUUGGAAGUGUUUUCUAUAAUCUGAAACAUGAUACGUCGAGUUUCUAUUCGCGUGGCGCUUUACUUUUCUUUGCUGUGUUGCUGAACGCAUUUUCCAGUGCGCUCGAGAUCUUGACUCUGUACGCACAACGUCCCAUUGUUGAGAAACAGGCCCGUUACGCUAUGUAUCAUCCAUUCGCCGAAGCUAUCGCAUCUAUGCUUUGUGACAUGCCCUACAAAAUCACAAAUGCAAUAACAUUCAACAUCACCCUUUAUUUCAUGACAAAUCUUCGCCGUGAACCGGGUCCAUUCUUCGUGUUUCUUCUGUUUACGUUCGUGACUACUAUGACCAUGUCCAUGCUUUUCCGUACGAUAGCCGCUUCUUCCAGGACCCUCUCUCAAGCUUUGGUGCCUGCCGCCAUUCUUAUUCUGGGUCUGGUUAUUUAUACCGGUUUCACCAUCCCUACUCGGAACAUGCUUGGUUGGUCGCGAUGGAUGAACUACCUUGAUCCCAUUGCCUAUGGCUUCGAAAGCUUAAUGGUCAAUGAAUUUCACAACACCAAAUGGAAAUGCUCUGCCGCCGAGCUUGUCCCAAGCUACAAUGAUGUCUCUCUGGAGUAUAAGAUUUGCUCUACAGUCGGUGCUGUUGCUGGUUCUGAAUAUGUUUACGGCGACGACUACCUCCAUCAGAGUUUCCAAUACUAUCAGAGCCACAAGUGGAGAAACCUGGGUAUCAUGUUUGCCUUCAUGGUGUUUUUUAUGAUCACCUAUUUGACUGCUACUGAGUUCAUUUCGGAGGCUAAGUCCAAGGGUGAAGUUCUGCUCUUCCGCCGUGGUCAUUAUUCUCGUGGUGCGGCUGAUGUUGAGACCCACAACGACGUAUCCGCCACUGAGAAGACGAACGAUUCCAAUGCCGGCGCAGGUGCUGCGAUUCAGAGGCAAGAGGCCAUUUUCCACUGGCAGGAUGUGUGUUACGACAUUAAGAUCAAGAGUGAACCUCGGCGCAUUCUCGAUCAUGUCGAUGGCUGGGUCAAGCCCGGUACUUGUACCGCUCUCAUGGGUGUGUCCGGUGCUGGUAAAACAACGCUCCUGGAUGUACUUGCUACUCGUGUGACAAUGGGUGUGGUAAGUGGUGAGAUGCUGGUCGAUGGCCGUCUGCGCGAUCAAUCCUUCCAGCGAAAGACGGGUUAUGUUCAGCAACAAGAUCUUCACCUUCAUACCACCACUGUGCGUGAGGCCUUGAGAUUCAGUGCUAUCCUUCGCCAGCCUGCACAUGUUAGCCGUCAGGAAAAGCUCGAUUAUGUCGAAGAGGUUAUUAAACUGCUUGGAAUGGAAGCGUACGCAGAUGCGGUCGUUGGUGUUCCUGGUGAAGGUCUAAAUGUCGAACAGCGGAAACGUCUGACCAUCGGUGUUGAAUUGGCUGCCAAACCCCAGCUGCUUCUGUUCCUCGACGAGCCCACGUCCGGUCUGGACAGUCAAACUUCCUGGUCUAUUCUUGAUCUUAUUGAUACCUUGACUAAGCAUGGUCAAGCUAUUCUUUGCACCAUUCAUCAGCCUUCCGCUAUGCUCUUCCAGCGCUUUGACCGUCUACUCUUCCUGGCCAGAGGUGGUAAGACCGUGUAUUUCGGUGAAAUUGGAGACAAAUCCUCUACUCUCGCGAGCUAUUUCGAACGAAACGGUGCCCCGAAACUCCCUCUCGAGGCGAACCCGGCUGAAUGGAUGCUUGAAGUCAUUGGUGCCGCUCCCGGAUCACACAGUGAUAUUGACUGGCCUGCCGUGUGGCGUGAGAGUCCUGAGCGUGAAGCUGUCCGCAAUCACCUUGCAGAGCUGAAAUCUACACUUUCACAGAAGUCAGUUGAUCAUUCUCACAGCGACGAAAAUAGCUUCAACGAGUUCGCCGCACCCUUUAGUGUCCAGUUGUACGAGUGUCUGGUCCGCGUGUUCUCCCAGUACUGGCGGACACCAGUCUACAUCUACUCCAAGGCAACUCUCUGCAUUCUAACAUCUCUCUACAUCGGUUUCUCCUUUUUCCACGCAGAAAACAGCAGACAGGGUCUCCAAAACCAGAUGUUCAGUAUCUUCAUGUUGAUGACUAUCUUCGGUAAUCUUGUUCAACAAAUUAUGCCCAACUUUGUUACUCAACGUGCCCUCUACGAGGCUCGUGAAAGACCUUCCAAGGCAUACUCCUGGAAAGCAUUCAUGACAGCCAACAUCUUGGUUGAGCUCCCCUGGAAUGCUCUUAUGAGUGUCAUUAUCUUUGUUUGCUGGUACUACCCAAUUGGUCUCUAUCGCAAUGCUGAAGCCACCGACAGUGUCCAUGAGCGUGGAGCCCUUAUGUGGCUGCUUAUUCUCUCCUUCCUCCUGUUUACCUCUACCUUCGCGCACAUGAUGAUCGCUGGUAUCGAGCUCGCUGAGACAGGUGGCAAUCUUGCAAACUUGCUCUUCUCCCUGUGUCUGAUCUUCUGUGGUGUCCUCGCCACCCCCGAAACCCUCCCCGGGUUUUGGAUCUUCAUGUACCGCGUUUCCCCAUUCACAUACCUAGUAUCGGGAAUGCUCUCAACAGGUGUCGGUCGUAGCACCGCCGUCUGCGAAAAGGUCGAAUUCCUGCACCUCACCCCGCCACCCAACACCACCUGUUACAACUACAUGAGCGAUUACAUCGGAUCCGUCGGCGGCUACCUGGAAAACAACAAUGCCACCGAUUCCUGCUCCUUCUGCCAGAUCUCAAGUACAGACACCUUCUUGUCUGCGGUUAGCAGUUACUACGAGGACCGGUGGCGCAACUUCGGUAUCAUGUGGGCCUUCAUUGUCUUCAACAUCGCCGCCGCGGUGUUCAUUUACUGGCUUGCCCGUGUGCCUAAGGGCUCGCGGUCUAAGAACUAA
This is a messenger RNA of Aspergillus bombycis, 4485 nucleotides long. RefSeq names its product pleiotropic drug resistance family ABC transporter. Gene Ontology annotation, molecular function: ATP hydrolysis activity; ABC-type transporter activity; ATP binding. Lineage: Eukaryota; Fungi; Ascomycota; Eurotiomycetes; Eurotiales; Aspergillaceae. The coding region runs from base 1 to 4485 and encodes 1494 amino acids. Gene Ontology annotation, biological process: transmembrane transport. Gene Ontology annotation, cellular component: membrane. The transcript is spliced from 6 exons. The record is from RefSeq and is a predicted model, not a curated record.